UCAAAUUAAAAUACUAUAAGUUUGUAAAAUAAAUACUUGGAGUGGCUUUCUUGUAGUAAAGUAAUUCGGUCACUCUAAUUGCCGACUGCGGGAAAAAUGAAUAGCGAACUGAAAGCCAAGAUCGAGAGCUGCGCACGCACUGCGGAUACAUUCACGAGGCUUUAUUACGCCUCCGUAGACAACCGGCGCCAUCAAAUUGGUCGCCUGUAUCUAGACAAUGCCACAUUCAGCUGGAAUGGAAACGGAGCCACUGGCCGUGAGAUGAUCGAGCGUUAUUUCUUGGAGCUGCCCACAUCCAACCACCAGAUGACCACACUGGACGCGCAGCCUAUUCUUGAUCCAGCAGUAGCAAAUCAGCUGACCUACAUAAUUAUGUCCAGCGGCACCGUGAAGUUUGCACAAGAGCCGGUCCGAAACUUUCAGCAAACGUUCAUCGUGACCGCCGAGAACGACAAAUGGAAAAUCGCCUCCGACUGCUACCGUCUGCAGGAGGUAAUGGUCUAAGGCGGCAAAAGAUUACUCAGUUGUUAUAAUUAAAGCUAGGCUAAAAUUCAUUAA
This is a messenger RNA of Drosophila eugracilis, 558 nucleotides long. It is a transcript of the gene Nxt1, whose product is annotated as NTF2-related export protein. The record is from RefSeq and is a predicted model, not a curated record. Gene Ontology annotation, cellular component: nuclear pore central transport channel. The transcript is spliced from 3 exons. Bases 97 to 504 code for a protein of 135 amino acids. Lineage: Eukaryota; Metazoa; Arthropoda; Insecta; Diptera; Drosophilidae. Gene Ontology annotation, biological process: protein import into nucleus.